Messenger RNA from Mesoplodon densirostris (Blainville's beaked whale), 2612 nucleotides. RefSeq names its product UBA domain containing 2 (gene UBAC2). The record is from RefSeq and is a predicted model, not a curated record. The coding region runs from base 411 to 1520 and encodes 369 amino acids. Lineage: Eukaryota; Metazoa; Chordata; Mammalia; Artiodactyla; Ziphiidae. The transcript has 10 exons. Gene Ontology annotation, molecular function: serine-type endopeptidase activity; protein binding.
CCGCGAGAGGUUAGAGGUCGCGAGGAACAUCUCCGCGCCGGCAUUCCACAGGAGUUAGCUGCUCUGGUAGCUCCACAGGGCGAGUGGCGGCGCUAAUGCACUAGUGUGCGGCUCCCAGGAGUUACACCCGCUACUUCCACGCCAUCCCACUCCUUUUCCUAGGCUCCCGCGGCCGUCGGAAAAACCCGGAGAGGCGGACCACUUUCGCUUCGCACGCACUUCCCCUCCCCGGCCGGAAGGGAAGGCGGGGCAGACAAGCAUCGCAUGCGCCGUUCGCAGGCGGCCCCUGGAGUGGAGUCGAGUUACUGGUUUCGUCGGCCCGGCAGGAGUGCGCCUGCGCGGUCUCCGGGUUCCCUCCACCUCCGCUUCCCCUCCCCCUGUCCCCCGCGGGGCCUCGGUCCGGCGGGACCAUGUUCACCAGCACCGGUUCCAGUGGGCUUUGUGAGGAAAACAGGCUGAAAUUGCUCGCGUUAAGACUUAGGUUGGUCAGGCUCACAACCAUGGUGCUUUCCGACAAAGCACCUGUGUCCAAGGGUCUUUUACUGGUCCCCAGUGCCCUGUCCCUCCUGCUGGCCCUCCUCCUUCCACACUGCCAGAGGUUCUUUGUGUACGACCUCCAGGCAGUCAAGGACGACUUCCAGAUUUGGAGGUUGAUUUGUGGAAGAAUAAUUUGCCUUGAUUUGAAAGAUACUUUCUGCAGUAGUCUGCUUAUUUAUAAUUUUAGGAUAUUUGAAAGAAGAUAUGGAAGCAGAAAAUUUGCAUCCUUUCUGCUGGGCUCCUGGGUGUUGUCAGCGGCGGGUGACUUUAUCCUCGCUGAAGCUGUGCGGUAUUCCUCUGGUAUCACUGCAGCCAGGAACUUGCCUUCUGGAUUCCUGGCACCUGUGUUUGCUCUGUUUGUACCAUUUUACUGCUCCAUCCCGAGAGUCCAAGUGGCACAUAUUCUGGGCCCGUUGUCCAUCACAAACAAGACACUGAUUUAUAUAUUGGGACUACAGCUUUUCACCUCUGGUUCCUACAUCUGGAUUGUAGCCAUAAGUGGACUUAUUUCCGGGCUCUGCUACAACAGCAAAAUGCUACAAGUUCAUGAGGUGCUCCGCGUCCCCAGCUGGAUGGCACAGUUCUGUUCUUGGACACUGGAGCCCAUCUUCUCAUCUUCAGAACCCACCAGCGAGGCCAGAAUCGGGAUGGGGGCCACGGUAGACAUUCAGAGACAGCAGAGGGUGGAGCUGCUGGACCGGCAGCUCAUGCUGUCGCAGUUUGCACAAGUGAGGCGGCAAAGACAGCAGCAGGGAGGAAUGAUCAACUGGAACCGUCUUUUCCCUCCUCUACGUCAGCGACGAAACGUAAACUAUCAGGAUGGUCGGCAGUCUGAGCAGCAAGCAUCCCCUCCUCUAGAGGUUUCGGAGGAGCAGGUUGCCCGGCUCAUGGAGAUGGGAUUUUCCAGAGGUGACGCUUUGGAAGCCCUGAGAGCUUCAAAUAAUGACCUUAACAUGGCCACCAACUUCCUGCUGCAGCACUGACGGUCCCAGCGGACAGCACAGGGGCUGGCGGGCUGCUGACCCCAGCGGUGCCGUCCCGCUACCGGCUCAGCCCCGGGACCCGGCACUCUCUGGCGAGAUGUCCUCGCUGUCCUCCUGAGCAAAGGGUGGUCCCUGCUGCUCCCUCCCUUAAUUCCAAGAUCAUUACCUUUAAGUAUCCAAAAUAAGUUUGCCAUUAAGGUAGCAUGUAUUUUCUAUCUUUAUUUUUUUAUGGAGUAUUUUCCUUGGUUUGGAGAAUUAAUCUCCCAUUCCUAAUGUGUUUAAAAUGCAUUAAAAUUGCAGAUUUCUGCAAGCAGUUGAAUAGCACUCCGGAUGGGAAAUUACUGCUAUUGUCAUAUUCUUUUUACUAUAAUGCAUCUUCCUACAUUAUAUCUGAUCAUAAGUGCCGGAAAGGGGACUGUUACUCAGAAAGGAACUGUCAAAUUUUCUUUAUGGACUUUUUUCAUUGCUUUUUUUUUUUUUUCCCCCUCAAAUUUGCUUUCAAACCCCAGGUGGUUGUUCAGGGUCCCCACUCCCUAGGGAUGAGCAGUUCAUAUCUGCCGCACGCAGAGUUGGCCAGACCCGGCCAAUGAGGGAGAGACAGGGAACUGAACCCUCUUCCGCCUGUUCCAGCCCGCUCCAGUCUAGGGGGUUUUUCCCAACUACUCCCUGCUUCCAUUAAAAAACAACGAUAAUAAUCAGGUACCGAUUCGAGGUUCUGGAAUACUCCAUGAAACUUAACUGGAGUUAAUUUUGCUUAGAAUAUCCACAGUUAGCCACUGAGGCUAGGAGUAAAAAUGGGACAGAGAAGAGCGGGCUCCGUGGAGCAGUACGGGGCGUCCUAGCUGCAGGGCCAGCCCCUCUGGAGGCAGGUUCCACCUGGCCCUGGGGUAAUCCGAUAGCAGCCUGAGGAAGGGUAGACUGACCCCACCGUGGGGAGGAGGGGGUGGCCAGAGCAGAUGAGGCUGAAAAGAUCUAAAGCAAGAUUUAAGGAAACUUGCAACUCUUGUGUUCUGCAAAGCCAGCAGGAGUGUUGCAAACUGAUGCAAAUUUAGACAUGCGUGGUACUUACAAUAAAGUUUUUAAUGUGUUUUA